AUGUCGUCCAAAACGUCCCCGGCCGUCCCUCCAGUGGCCCUUGAUGCGAUCACUCAACACAUCGGCAAUACUCCACUUGUGCGCUUAAAUCGCGUACCACAGAGCCUUGGAAUCGAAGCCACUGUAUAUGCAAAGUUGGAAUACUUCAAUGCGGGAGGUAGCGUGAAGGACAGAAUCGCCCUGCGCAUGAUCGAAGAGGCGGAGAGAUCGGGGCGCAUCAAGCCUGGUGAUACCCUGAUUGAACCUACCAGUGGUAACACCGGUAUUGGAUUAGCUCUUGUUGCUGCCGUCAAAGGCUACAAGACUAUUAUCACACUGCCCGAGAAGAUGUCUGCUGAGAAAGUGUCCGUACUACGGGCUUUGAACGCCACCAUUAUUCGUACGCCUAACGAGGCUGCCUACGACUCCCCCGAAUCCCACAUCGGCGUCGCCAAACGUCUCGAGAAGGAGAUCCCCAAUGCGCAUAUCCUAGACCAAUACGGAAACGUGAACAAUCCAUUGGCGCACGAGCUCGGCACUGCGGAAGAGAUCUGGACUCAAACUAACGGCAAGAUCAGUGCUAUCGUCGCAGGUGCGGGUACCGGUGGCACUAUCACCGGGCUGGCGCGAGGUCUGAAGAAGCACAACCCCAAAGUGAAGGUCAUUGCGGCUGAUCCCCACGGUUCUAUCCUGGCUGUCCCGGCCGAUCUGAACAGGGAGCAUGAAAAUGAGCCCUAUAAGGUCGAAGGUAUCGGGUAUGAUUUCAUUCCGCAAGUGCUCGACCAGAGUGCUGUGGACAAGUGGUACAAGACUGGGGACAGGGAGUCUUUCCAAUACGCUCGGCGAUUGAUUGCCGAGGAAGGGCUUCUUGUUGGUGGGAGCAGUGGAAGCGCGAUCUCAGCGCUGGUACAGGCCGCAAAAGAUCACACCUUCAGCAAAGACGAUGUAGUAGUUGUGAUUCUACCUGAUAGUAUCCGGAGCUAUCUCACAAAGUUUGCCGACGACGAUUGGCUUGCCGCAAAUGAUCUGCUGCCCUCGUUAUCCUCUGAAACUACAUUGGUGUCGCAGAGUGUGCAACCACAGGCACCAAAGGAUAAGUUCGCUGGAGCGAAGGUUCAAUCCUUGAGACUGAAGCCCAUCACAACCGUCCGGUCCAACAUCCCGUGUGAGAAUGCUAUCGAGAUCAUGCGCGAUAGGGGAUUUGAUCAACUUCCCGUCCUUGCACCCUCGGGAAAGAAGCUUGUUGGACUGGUCACUCUGGGAAAUGUCCUCAGUCGGCUGACGCACGGACGCGCUACGAAGAAAAGCUUGGUCGCAGAUGUCAUGUUCGACUUUGGCAAGAUCUCAGAGGUCGUCACCGACCCUAGGGACCUCGGUCUGGCAGAACCCAAGCUCAAUGGCGACCAACAGAACGGAGCUGAUGUCUUACGGCCACAAGCCAAAAAUCGCAAGUUCAUGGAAAUUACUAUGGACACUCCUCUGAGCGUCCUCAACCGUUUCUUUGAAUGGAACAGCGCCGCCAUUGUCACUGAGAGGGACGAGCAUGGAACGAUGAGGCCCCUCGCGGUCGCCACCAAGGUCGAUCUGCUCACCUGGAUGCUCCAUCAUAAUGAGGACUCUUCUUAA
Messenger RNA from Aspergillus lentulus, 1605 nucleotides. RefSeq names its product cystathionine beta-synthase CYS4. The record is from RefSeq and is a predicted model, not a curated record. Gene Ontology annotation, cellular component: cytoplasm. Lineage: Eukaryota; Fungi; Ascomycota; Eurotiomycetes; Eurotiales; Aspergillaceae. Gene Ontology annotation, molecular function: cystathionine beta-synthase activity.